AGCGCGCGGACUGAAAGGAGCGAGUCUCCGUGACUAGGCUUAGGACUCACGGACCGACAGAAUCAACGGCCCCUUCGGCCGUCGGCGGCCAGGCGACCCGAGAUGUUGUCCGGGAAGAAGGCAGCAGCGGCAGCAGCGGCCGCGGCGGCGGCUGCGGCAGCUGCCGGGACAGAGGCUGGCUCCGGGGCAGCGGGCGGCACCGAGAACGGCUCAGAGGUGGCCGCGCCGCCCGCGGGCCUGUCGGGCCCUGCUGAGGCCGGGCCAGGGGCAGCUGGGGAGCGCACUCCCCGCAAAAAGGAGCCUCCACGGGCCUCGCCCCCCGGGGGCCUGGCCGAGCCGCUCGGGUCCGCCGGGCCUCAAUCCGGGCCUACCGUCGUACCUGGGUCUGCGACACCCAUGGAAACGGGAAUAGCGGAGACUCCGGAGGGGCGACGCACCAGCCGACGCAAGCGGGCAAAGGUAGAGUACAGAGAGAUGGAUGAAAGCUUGGCCAACCUCUCAGAAGAUGAGUAUUAUUCAGAAGAAGAGAGAAAUGCUAAAGCAGAGAAGGAAAAGAAGCUUCCACCACCACCCCCUCAAGCCCCACCUGAGGAAGAAAAUGAAAGUGAGCCUGAAGAACCAUCUGGGCAAGCAGGAGGACUUCAAGACGACAGUUCUGGAGGGUAUGGAGACGGCCAAGCAUCAGGUGUGGAGGGUGCAGCCUUCCAGAGCAGACUUCCCCACGAUCGGAUGACUUCUCAAGAGGCAGCCUGUUUUCCUGAUAUCAUCAGUGGACCACAGCAGACCCAGAAGGUUUUUCUGUUCAUCAGAAACCGCACAUUGCAGUUGUGGUUGGAUAAUCCAAAGAUUCAGCUGACAUUCGAGGCUACUCUCCAACAGUUAGAAGCGCCUUAUAACAGUGAUACCGUGCUUGUCCACCGAGUUCACAGUUAUUUAGAGCGUCAUGGUCUUAUCAACUUCGGCAUCUAUAAGAGGAUAAAACCCCUACCAACUAAAAAGACCGGAAAGGUAAUUAUCAUAGGCUCUGGGGUCUCAGGCCUGGCAGCAGCUCGUCAGUUACAAAGUUUUGGAAUGGAUGUUACACUUCUGGAAGCCAGGGAUCGUGUGGGUGGACGAGUUGCUACAUUUCGCAAAGGAAACUAUGUAGCUGAUCUUGGAGCCAUGGUAGUAACAGGUCUUGGAGGGAAUCCCAUGGCUGUGGUCAGCAAACAAGUAAAUAUGGAACUGGCCAAGAUCAAGCAAAAAUGCCCACUUUAUGAAGCCAAUGGACAAGCUGUUCCUAAAGAGAAAGAUGAAAUGGUAGAGCAAGAGUUUAACCGGUUGCUAGAAGCUACAUCUUACCUUAGUCACCAACUAGACUUCAAUGUCCUCAAUAAUAAGCCUGUGUCCCUUGGCCAGGCAUUGGAAGUUGUCAUUCAGUUGCAAGAAAAGCACGUCAAAGAUGAGCAGAUUGAACACUGGAAGAAGAUAGUGAAGACUCAGGAGGAAUUGAAAGAACUUCUUAAUAAGAUGGUAAAUUUGAAAGAGAAAAUUAAAGAACUCCAUCAGCAGUACAAAGAAGCAUCUGAAGUGAAGCCACCGAGAGAUAUCACUGCCGAGUUCUUAGUGAAAAGCAAGCACAGGGAUCUGACUGCGCUCUGCAAGGUGUGGUGUACGUUGUACAUCUGUUUCCAGAAGCUGUUAUUUUUCAGUGAUGACAUACAGAAUUUGGUACAAAUGGAUGAUGACUUUGAGUUCACUGGCAGCCACCUGACAGUGCGGAAUGGCUAUUCCUGUGUACCGGUGGCGUUAGCAGAAGGCCUGGACAUUAAAUUGAACACAGCAGUUCGGCAGGUCCGCUACACAGCUUCAGGAUGUGAAGUGAUAGCUGUGAACACCCGCUCCACGAGUCAGACGUUUAUUUAUAAAUGUGAUGCAGUUCUCUGUACCCUUCCCUUGGGUGUGUUGAAGCAGCAGCCACCAGCUGUUCAGUUUGUGCCUCCUCUGCCUGAGUGGAAAACAUCUGCAGUCCAGAGGAUGGGAUUUGGCAACCUUAACAAGGUGGUGUUGUGCUUUGACCGCGUUUUCUGGGAUCCAAGUGUCAAUUUGUUCGGGCAUGUUGGCAGUACAACUGCCAGCAGGGGUGAGCUCUUCUUAUUCUGGAACCUCUAUAAAGCUCCGAUACUAUUGGCACUGGUGGCAGGAGAAGCUGCUGGCAUCAUGGAAAACAUAAGCGAUGAUGUGAUUGUUGGCCGGUGCUUGGCCAUUCUCAAAGGGAUUUUUGGCAGCAGUGCAGUGCCCCAGCCCAAGGAGACUGUGGUGUCUCGCUGGCGUGCCGAUCCCUGGGCCCGGGGCUCCUAUUCGUAUGUAGCUGCAGGAUCGUCUGGAAAUGACUAUGAUUUAAUGGCUCAGCCAAUCACUCCUGGCCCCUCAAUUCCAGGUGCCCCACAGCCAAUUCCACGACUCUUCUUUGCGGGAGAACAUACAAUCCGUAACUACCCAGCCACAGUCCAUGGUGCUUUGCUGAGUGGGUUGCGAGAAGCAGGAAGGAUUGCAGACCAGUUCCUGGGGGCUAUGUACACCCUGCCUCGCCAGGCCACACCAGGGGUCCCUGCACAGCAGUCCCCAAGCAUGUAAGACAGGCACCUUCUAAGGGAAGAGGCUGGUGUCUUUUGCUGCAGUAAGCAAAGCUCUUCUAGCAAUACUGGAUUCCACUGAGAAACUCUUCCCUGGACCUGGGCGCACGAUCAGCUGCCGGCUUAUUGUGAUCGGAUGGCCAAGAAGGUUGCUUCUUUUGAGUGACCUGGAGCAUAGGGAGGAACUUAUCCAUUAGUCUGAUACUCUGUGUUCUUCGUAAAUACUGAGGCAAGCAAGCACUGUGGAAUAACAUCUUAGUCUCUUGUGUGAUUGGUUUUUUUGUAUUUUGAAAAUAAAACUUCAUAUAAAAUUAGUCCUAUCUUUUUUGUUUCUGCUUUGGGUUGGAGUUGUGUAUUAGACAGGGUGUUACUCCUUUGGAAAUGCCAGUUUUCCCCUAUAGCGAUAGUGGUUAAGUGUAUGUUCUCCAUGUUUAAUUAAGGAUGGUGAUCAUACAAAGGAUUUGGUCAUGUCUGAAGA
Molecule: messenger RNA, 3093 nt
Organism: Trichechus manatus latirostris (Florida manatee)
Lineage: Eukaryota; Metazoa; Chordata; Mammalia; Sirenia; Trichechidae
Gene: KDM1A
Product: lysine demethylase 1A
Exons: 19
Coding region: 103-2616 (837 amino acids)
Biological process (GO): positive regulation of transcription by RNA polymerase II; negative regulation of transcription by RNA polymerase II
Cellular component (GO): nucleus
Molecular function (GO): oxidoreductase activity; flavin adenine dinucleotide binding; transcription factor binding
Source: RefSeq, a predicted model, not a curated record